Molecule: messenger RNA, 2033 nt
Organism: Anopheles maculipalpis
Lineage: Eukaryota; Metazoa; Arthropoda; Insecta; Diptera; Culicidae
Exons: 1
Coding region: 3-2033 (676 amino acids)
Source: RefSeq, a predicted model, not a curated record
GGAUGGAGAUGCAAGAGCUAACCGCAUUCCAGCAAUCGGAUGAAAUCACCCAGCCGUUCACGAUCAGUUGCGCCGGGGAAGUGAUAAUAGUGUGCGCUAAGGAGCAAACAUUCGUGCUAAGACUAAAGUACAGACACAUCGUCGAGGAUGGUGCAAUCUGCUACGAACUGUCGCGCAUCAAAUGCUCCAAUGCCCGGCCAACCGGCGCACUGCUAGCACGCGAGGAUGUCAUCUACAAUGCUAGCACGAUGGAACAGCGCAAGCAAAUAAUGCUGGAUCAAACAUUCUUUCCCAACAUAGCCAAGGUGUUCAUCAAUAAUGUCCAGUCGUGGUUAUCACCGGUCGGUAUUUUCGAAAACAAUCCUGGUAAUCAUCUUAUCGCGAAUCUGACCAACAUGGGUCAGCUUACAAUUUAUCGGCUCGAGAAACAGUUUCAAAACGGGUGGGAAACGUACCUGGACGUGUCGGACACGUGGCAUUCGCACAUAUACGAUCAGCAUCAGAUCGAUAGCUUCGAAGAGCUGCAGAUCAUGGUGAACGAGAUUACGAUCACUUGUUUUGCGUGGGAAAGCGUAAUUUACCAGCAACCGGUGCGGUUCGCGUUCGGUACAAAGUCAGGCAAAAUCGUACUCUGCCAUCUGGCACCGAACUGUCCAAAGAUUGAGCACGUGCACCAAGAGGAGGAAGCAUCACGCGUGAUCAAGUAUGUAGCCGUCCAAGGACAACAUCAUUUUCUGCUGGUUGGGCUCGAAAGCGGACGGUUAGGAGUGUACCGAUUCGGGAAGAGCAAUGCGGCAAAGGAGGGUGCUUAUUUGGCCGAGUACAUUGCAACUUACUUCGAGCGGGACAUUCCUUUCUCGGCGAUCGAGUGCGAGGUAGAACGUAAAGCGAAUGGAGAAGAAUUGCUGCUGAUACUAGCGGUGAAGGGAACCUAUUUGCUAGCGCUAGAGAUAGCUUUCGAUGGUAAGCUGCUCGGUACCGUGACACUGAAUAUGGACAACUUUAUGGUGACCGGACUGCAGCAGGUUUGCCCCCGUACCUACAUCGUAACAACGAUGCCGGGGAAAAUAUUUCACAUCUUCGUCAACGGAUCGCGCUCACGGAACGGCAUGCAGAUAACGCUGCAGGAAGUGAACAGCGAUCUCAACGUUGGUUCCUACGCACUGUACGGUGUGGCCGCAUCACGUACCCGUUCCGCGUGGUUCUUCCUGGGCUAUCCAUCGAGACGGUUCGAUCACCUAACGCUUCGUUCGCCGACAUGCAUCUUUUUCUGCCGCUUUAGUCAAAUAGAUGCGCUGAAAACGUUGCUCCUGAACAACACCAACAAGCUGGACAAAUAUCACGAUGCAGUAGAGAUGAUUCGUUUCCAAGGCAACAAGAAUGCCGACACACUGAAACCGCUGGAAGAUGCGGUGCUAGUACUGUCGCUCGAUGAACAUUCCAUGUACCAGCUGAAGCUGCAGCUGAUACAGCUCAGUGCGAAGAUAAGCUAUCAGUCUAAGCGUAGCAGAGCGAGUGCGGAGAAUCUGUACAGCCAGCAUCAAUUUAUCUGCAGCCUGAUCGAGGUGAUCCAUGCGUGUCGGGUUGUUUGUUGGAUGGCCGAUCUAUUCACCAACGGUACCACACUCGUUCCUUUGCAACAGGAUGCGUUGCGUUGCUUGCGAAAUUUUAUCCGCUCCAUGGUCCAGGAACAGUACGCGGGCGAGUACGAGUACUUGCUGACCGACUUGAAACCGUUGCUGAGUCAAGUGUUGGGAAGCACGGACCCAAUACCGUUGCCGUCCAUUAUGCACGAAGUGUGCACGUUCUGUGAUGAUCCGAUCGAACCGAACAGUCAAAGCUGUCCGAAGACGCAUCAGGUGUUUCGGUGCAUGCAGACCAAGAUACAGGUUACGCUCGAAAGUGUCGAGCUUACGUGCGAGAUGUGCGAGCGGUGCUCGGUUCGGACGGAGUUUUUGGACACGAUAUUUCAGCACGAUACGACGCUGGUGGAUUAUCGCAAGUGCUUCAUAUGUGACGCUGCAUUUAAGUAA